Molecule: messenger RNA, 3983 nt
Organism: Schistosoma mattheei
Lineage: Eukaryota; Metazoa; Platyhelminthes; Trematoda; Strigeidida; Schistosomatidae
Source: the annotation of a GenBank genome assembly
CAACAACUAGCGUUCUUAUGUUUAUUGAAUUAGAAAACGAAAAUUAUUUAAUUGUUAAUAUCAAAAAUUACACGUUGAUUAAUAAAUAAUUAUAAAAUUCAUAGUGAUCAUUAUUAUUUUCGACGAAAUGUUGAAUAACUCAAUGGAUUAUGAGAAUAUGGAAGAUAUCUUACCGAACACAUCAAAUUAUUUUUCAUAUUGUAACCAGCGUGUGGAUAUAAAAACUCAUGAAAGUAAUUUGAGAAAUAUUCAAACAGACAAUGAGAAUACAGUCAUGACAAAAGCAUCAAAACAAUUACAUUUUUCAAUAGAUGCCUUGCUAGAUGAUGACGAUAUUGAUGGCAAUGCUAAUGAAAAUGGUGACAAUGAUGAUGAUGAUGCUGAUGAUGAUGAUGACGAUGAUGAUGACGACGACAAUGAUGGGGAUAACGAAAAUAUCGACAAUGACAGCUGCAAUCAUUGUUGCAAUCUGGUUAAUUCUGACGAAAAUAACUUGGGGCUCAAAAAUUCUAUUCAUACAGAAAUCGACGGUAAUAAUUGUAACAAUAGUAACAACGAUAAUAAUAACAACCACCAUUUCAACAGAACCACCUCGUUAUUCAAUGAAACUAAAGUCAAUAGUAAAAAAUCGCAUGGGAAAUCUAAUCAUGAUAAUGGAAGUGAAGAAAAGUUUACCAAUAAGCUUAAAAAACAUCAUGACGUUAAAUCAUCAAGAAUAAAUCAAAAUAAUAAAAUUUCUACAAGUUCAUCAUCCUGUAAUUUUCCAAGCAAAGAUACUACUGACAAUAAUAUAAAUAGUAGUAAUCAUAUUGAUAAUGAAAUAAAUCAUAAUCAAAUGCCUUAUUUUAAGAAGCAUAACUUUUUUAAUUCAUUACACGAAUUAUCAUUCAAUGAUUAUUUAACAUUUGGUAAUAGUGCAAUUGGAUCUCGACCUAUUCCACAAAAGUGUACAUUACGUAAGCAUAAACCAAAUCGUCGACCAAGAACUCCAUUUACAACUCAACAAUUAUUAGCAUUAGAAAGGAAAUUUCGUCAAAAGCAAUAUUUGUCUAUUGCAGAGAGAGCAGAAUUUUCAAAUAAACUAACAUUGACUGAAACACAAGUGAAAAUAUGGUUUCAAAAUCGUCGAGCAAAAGCUAAACGUUUACAAGAGGUUGAAACCGGAAAAUAUCAUCUAUCACCAAAUGAAAAUUUAGAGACAGCCUUAAUUGCAGCCAUGUCAUCAGCAAAUCAAGCAUCACAAUUAGGUACAACAAGUAGUAAUAAUAAUAAUAAUGAUAAAAAUUAUACAGAUCCUGUGGAUAUGAUAGCUCAUGAUAUGACAUCAUUUCAUACUAUUCCAAUAUCACCACCACUUCCUAUAUCAUCAACACCGGUUAUUUCGUCUCCUUUAUUACCUCAGUCAAAAUUUCCUUUUCAUUCUGUGUCCACUUCUCGAAUUCCACUAUCUUCUAACACACCAAAUUCAUCACAUCAAUAUUUAUGCUCAUGUAUUUCUCCGAAUCACCAGUGUUCAUACAAAUCAACAGAACUGACUAGAGAUAAUAUUCUACAUCUUCCUACGACUAGUAUGCUUUCAUCUUUCCCAAAUUUAUCAUCACCAUUAUCCACAGACCAUUUGUAUACACAUAAUCAUCACCUUAACGUCAAUAAUAAUAAUAAUAAUAAUAAUAAUAAUAAUGGCAAAGUACAUUCAAAUUAUGAUUGUGAACAAAUUUCAUUUAAUCCCAAUAAACCAAAGUUAUCAUCAUUUAAAAACUUUUCACAUGAUGACUUUCAACAUCAACUACAAAGUAUAGAAACGGUAAACUCUAAACAUUUUUCCACAACAAAAGUUGAUAAUAAUAAUAAUACGUCUCUUUUAUCCUUUACUAAAAGUCAUCCUAAUAAAAAUAUCCCUUCUAAUGAUAUGAUUACUACUAAUUGUAUUAAUAAGAACAAUAUGAAUGGUACAACACAUAAAACAUCAAAGCAUACAAUAUCUUAUUUUUCAAAUGGGCAACGAAUUGACAAUCAACAUGAUAAUCAUAGUAAACUUAUUAAGAAUGAUAGUAGCGAUAAUAAUAAUAAUAAUCAUGAUGAUAAUAAAGGUAAUUUAACGAAUAUGAAAUAUGAUUCUAUUCUUGAUUUUCAAUCAAUACUUAAUAAUCUUCAAUCCAAUUCAAAUGGGAUAAAUAACUUGAAAACAGUUGAAACAUUGAAUGAUCCAUUGUCAUUGUUAUGUGCAGCUAAUCAUUACUAUCAACAAUAUAAUCAAAAUAAAGAAAUAGAUCAUAAUUAUUCAAUUGAUUUAAAUAAUAAUCACAAUUCAAAUAACACAAAACCGUUGUUACAACCCGCUAUGAACGCUACUGAUUCCAGCAGGGUUGGUACAGUGUUGGAUUAUAUACCGAAAAACGAAUCCAAUUUGUAUCAGUCAAUAUUAACAAGUGAAUCGGCAGGGUCGAUUUCGUCCUCUCUUUCAUCACUGACAUCAUCAUUACCAGUUAUGUCAUCAACAUCAAUUUCUUGUUGUACUUCAACUUCCACUUCUUCAUCGUCGACCUUUCCAUCUAUACCAGGAGAUAAAGAGAAGUUGGCACAAGAUCUUGUCAAUAUGUUUUACUGUUCAACAUUCAAUUCAUUCGGCCAACAGCAAUCAGUCUCACCCCCUACAUCAUCCUCAUCAUUAUUGCAAACGUUUACUCCGCAGAAUUUGAAUGACUUCAAUUCUUUUUUAUUUAAACGGCUGUUUUCAGAUAAUGUUUUUAGUCAAACGAUGAAUUUGUCAAAUUCACUAUUGAAUUCAUCAACAUUUUCAAAAUUCGUCCCUUCUGCACUGCAAUUGUCAACAUUUAUGAAUUCUUUAGGUAAUUUUAAUUCAACUCAAUCAUUAAUCAAUUUAACAUCUACAUUGUUUCCACUGUCUACUAACCCGUCAGCAGUGUUUUCUUCACAAAAUGUUAACUCUUUUGAAAAUUCUGAUGCAAAUGUUUCAACAACUGGAUUAUCUUCAUAUAUUCCAUGUACAACAUCUUCAUUGAUGCUAACGGAAUUUCAGAAGGAUACUGUUGAACAACAUUUUAAACAAAAUACCAAUAGUAUUAACGAUAAUCACAAUAAUUAUAACAAUGAUACACUUAUUCCAAUCUGAAAAUUUUCUGCUACUGUAAUUUCUGACACUUAGCUUAUUUUCAGGAAUUAUGCAUAUAUAUAUAAUAUAUAUAUAUAUAUAAACUUGUGUACAUAGAUGAUACGUGAAUUGGAGGAGUUCUUCGGUAUUUUAGAGAUCUAUCUAAGCUAUUUUGCCCACUUUCUAUUUCUCUUCUCAUUACGAACAAUAAAAAGGAGUUAUACAAAUUGUUGAAUUUGAUUGCUGACUAACGUUAAUGAAUGAGCAAUACGACACAAAGUUUAUAAAAUUAUGAAAUUCUGUAUGUAAAUAUAUAUUUAAGUAUUGCAAGGCGGAAAAAGAUAGAUAUGUAUAAAGUAACUAUAUAGAAAUAAUCAGUUGUGUGUUGUUGCUGAAUAAUUUGCAAAUGAAUAUUACUUUUAAAUGAAUUGAUAUCCUUUCACUUUCAUUUACCCCUUUCCUUAUAGGUUUGGAUACAUUUCAGAUCAACUACUAAAUUGAGUAGUAUGAUUUAGUUUUUUUAUAUAGUGGUAUUUUUAUGCUAACUUUAGAUUGGAACGUUUCCUAGGCAUCUUCAUCUUCAUGGUCAUAUAACAAUGUGAUUAGUUCGGACGGUUUCUUUUUAUGCAUUUUCUAUUCUCUGUAUGAUGUAACAUAUAUUGCAUAGUAUCCAUUAAUCAGCAUGUCAGUAAACAAGUAUAUGUGUAUAAUUACAAACAACAGAAGCUGAUGACAUUUAUUUCAAUCCCUAUCCGACUACAUGUGUUAUAAACAAAAGUUCUUUCUUCAUCAUGAAUUUUUUAAAACUGUUUAAUAAUCAUUAAACCGAAUGUCAGCUAUACUGGUUCGUUGUUGUUAUAUUUUGUAAUAA